AUGUCGAGUACAAAUGUGGAUCUAGUGGCCUUCGAAAAUAAGUGUGACACCUGCACAAAUAUGUGCUACUAUGCGGCAGAUGUUCCCAAAUGCGUCAAAGACUGCAUGCGAGAAAAUCAACGAUCCUGCAGCAAUGGCUACUUAGGCCUCAUUAUUUCAAGAGGUGAUGUUGGCGGAUCUUACUAUGGCGGUGACGUUUACGAAUCUCGAUACGAAGGGAUAACAUGCGGUGGCUAUUGCUACUACGGCUAA
Molecule: messenger RNA, 252 nt
Organism: Oikopleura dioica
Lineage: Eukaryota; Metazoa; Chordata; Appendicularia; Copelata; Oikopleuridae
Source: the annotation of a GenBank genome assembly